UAAAAUGGAUUUUUCAAAGAAAAUAAAAAAAAACGGCCUUUUUUAUUACCGUCGUAAAAAGAUUCUUGAGAGAUGGACCAAGGAAAACCGAUUAUUUCAGUCAGAGCUUUGCAACAUCAACCAACAACCAUCGUCUACUGUGAAGGAGAUAACUCCAUCGGAAGGUAGGGAUGUGGAUGAAAUUAUAGACACUGAAUGUACCGGUACACAGGAACCUGAUCCCUAUGAAAAUUUCAACAAAAAUGAACCCACAACGAACAUUGCAGAGGUCGAUUUAGCUAUCUCUGGGCUAAAUGGUGACCUCCUAUCUACAGACGAACUUGAUUCAAUGAGUCUUGAAGAGAGCAUCCGCUUUUGGGCUUUAAAAACAAAUCAAUCCCAUCAAUCAAUCAAUUUGAUUAUGGACAUCAUACGGAAAAAGACGGAUGGGAAGCAAUUGCCACGUUCCGCUCGAUCAUUGCUGAAAACUGCACGAAAUGCUUCAUCAAAUAUCGUAGACAUUGGAGGUGGUCAAUAUUGGUAUUAUGGGAUUAAAAAAUGCCUUGCAGAUUUUUUUCGCAACAUUGAUCACCCCAUUACCAUUUCAAUCAACGUGAACAUCGAUGGAAUUCCUAUUUACAAAAGCAGCAAAGCUCAGUUUUGGCCAAUACUAUUCAACAUAUUUGAACACCCGGAAGUUAAGCCAAUGACCAUUGCCAUAUUCCUUGGAACUUCAAAACCUGAAAGCCUGGACGAAUUUUUGCGACCAUUUGUUAACGAGCUAAAAUAUGUGUUAAACCAUGGAGUUAUUUUGAAUGGUCACAAAAUUAGUAUUCGAAUGAGAUGCUUCAUAUGUGAUUCACCUGCACGUGCCUUCAUAAAAGGAGUAUAUGGCUUUAAUUCAAAAAACGGAUGCCUAAAGUGCGUAUGUGAAGGCGAAUAUUCCUAUGAAUCUCGCACUGUAAUAUUUACAUCAUUAAAUUGCGCCAAACGAACUGACCAAGAGUUCCGAAUGAAUUCCUAUAGUCGUCAUCAAAAAACUGCAACGCCUCUGAUUGAUAUCCCUAAUCUGGAUUUAAUUCAAAACAUUAUCGUGGCUGAUAGACUUCAUCUCAUUGAUUUGGGCGUAAUGAAACGAUUAUUGAUUGGAUGGAGGGAUGGCAGCCUUGGAUUCGCAGCUAAAUUAUCGUCUCUACAAAUUAAUGACAUGUCUGCCAUGCUUUGUAAUAUUCAGCUUCCAUCUGAAAUUCAUCGCAAGUUCAGAGGCUUGGACUAUCUUGCCCACUGGAAAGGAACUGAAUUUAAUAAUUUCUUGCAUUAUGCCAGCAUAGUUGUGUUAAAAAAACAUCUUUCCUCGGAGGCUUAUCAACAUUUCCUUUUAUUUUAUUGCUCCAUAACGAUGCUCUCAUCAGAUUUAUACAAAUCAAACUGGCACGUAGCUAGAAAAAUGUUGGAAAAGUUUAUAAUUGAUUUCAUGACGAUCUACGGGCAACAGUAUAUCACGAGUAACAUUCAUAACCUUCAACAUAUUGUAGAUGAGGUAGAGGCGUUCGGCUCAUUAAGUACGAUGGCAGCAUAUCCCUUUGAAAAUGGUUUACAACGGCUGAAGCAUUUGAUACGCAGUGGAUCUAAGACUUUGGAACAAGUAAUAAAUCGACUAUCGGAAUUAAAUUCACAUGAUUAUUACAAGACACAUCAAUCUUCAAAAAAAUAUCCUUCUAUUACCAUCUGCGGAGAAUCUGUCCGCGCUGAAUUAGAGGAAUGGUUCGUUCUAAGCACGUCUCACAGGAAUGCUUGGUUUCUGACUAAAACCAAUCAAGUAGUACGGUUUGUCAACGCAAUUCAAACUCCAACCCUAAUUAUUUACGGCAAAGUUGUGAUAAGAAACAGAAUUUUUUUUCAAGACCCUUUUACCUCAUCUGUGUUACACAUAUUCUGUGGUAAUAUCAAUAAUUUGUCCGCGAAUGAGUUCCUUUUUAGUUAUGACGAAAUCAAGUGCAAGUUAGUUGCAGUUCAAAGUGGCGAUGAAUUUGUAUUUAUACCUCUCCUACACACUCUAAAAUAG
This is a messenger RNA of Ochlerotatus camptorhynchus, 2044 nucleotides long. RefSeq lists its product as uncharacterized. The transcript has 4 exons. Bases 5 to 2044 code for a protein of 679 amino acids. NCBI's taxonomy places the organism in Eukaryota, Metazoa, Arthropoda, Insecta, Diptera, Culicidae. The record is from RefSeq and is a predicted model, not a curated record.